AUGAGUGGCAGCGGGUCAGGAAGUUUACUCCAUCAGGGCCAGUUGCUUGUUCAUAUUGCCGAGAAUGGGCAAUCUUUUGAGUUGGACUGCGAUGAAAACACACUUGUUGAGAGAGUUAUGAGGUCUAUUGAAGCUGUGACUGGGAUUAAUGUUAGUGAUCAGCUUGUUCUUUGUAUGGAUAUGAAGUUGGAGCCUCAACGGCCACUGUCCGUGUACAAGCUUCCAUCUGAUGAUAAGGAGGUGUUCAUAUUCAAUAAAGCAAGGCUUCAAAACAACUCGCCGGCUCCACCGCCAGAGCAAGUUGAUAUUCCCAGUGAUUUGGAGCCUCCAUCUCCGGCAUCCACCCAUGAUCCACACCCUCUUGAUGAUGCUUCAGAUCCUGCUCUGAAGGCUUUACCUUCUUAUGAGCGGCAAUUCAGGUACCAUUAUCAUCGGGGCCAUGCUAUUUAUAGCAGUACUGUGAUGAAAUAUGAGCAUUGUCAGAGGCUUUUGAGAGCACACAUAGUCCAAGAAAGAGCAGUGGAGGUUGCAAGGAGUAACCUGGAUCAGUAUUUUCGAAUGAUUAACCAAAGCUAUGCGGACUUCGUGAAGCGAUAUAUGCAGCAAUACAGGAUGCAUUCUGAUCUUUUGGUGAAUUUUGGGAAGAAUGUUGAGAAACUAAGAUCCAUCAAACUUCACCCUGCUUUGCAAACUGCUAAUCGCAAAUGCUUACUGGAUUUGGUCAAGGAAGAAAACUUGAGGAAGUCAGUGGAGAAUUGCACCAGCUCCCACAAGCAGUUUGAGAAUAAAGUGUCUCAAUUUAAACAGAGUUUUGGGGAUGUGAAGCGUCGGGCUGAGGAAUUGUUGUCCACCAGGGCUUUCUUGACCAUCAAGAAUUUAGAACAACCAAUUAAAGAACACCAGAGAUAUAUAAAUGAACAAAAGAGUAUCAUGCAAUCUCUGAGCAAGGAUGUUAACACUGUAAAGAAACUGGUAGAUGAUUGCCUAUCCUCUCAAUUAUCUUCCUCACUUCGUCCUCAUGAUGCAGUUUCGGCCUUGGGUCCUAUGUAUGAUGUUCAUGAUAAAAAUCAUCUGCCCAAAAUGCAGGCUUGUGAUCGUGCUAUUUCAAAGCUACUCGAGUUUUGCAAGGAAAACAAGAAUGAAAUGAAUACCUUUGUGCACAGUUACAUGCAAAACAUAACUUAUGUUUCUUAUCUCAUCAAAGAUCAGAAGCUACAGUUACCUGUUUUUAAAGAGGCAAUGGCUCGACAGGAUGGCUUGUUUGUGGAUUUAAAGUUGUUCCAUGGUAUUGGUGCAGCAUACAGAGCUUGCCUUGCAGAAGUAGUGAGGCGAAAGGCUUCUAUGAAGCUGUACAUGGGCAUGGCUGGGCAAAUGGCUGAAAGGCUAGCUGUAAAACGCGAGGCGGAAAUCAAGAGACGAGAUGAGUUUUUUAGAGAUCAUAGUUCAUGCAUCCCUAAAGAAGUAUUAGCAUCUAUGGGAUUGUAUGACAGUCCGAACCAAUGUGAUGUCAACAUAGCUCCAUUUGAUGGUGAUUUGCUUAAUAUUGACAUAUCAGAUGUGGAUCGUUAUGCUCCUGAAUAUCUAACAGGAGUAACAUCCAAGCUGGAGAAGCAAGGAAGCUUUAAAGGUUCAUCUGCUGUGAGUAGUGAGAGCUCUCACUUAGCCGAGGCUGUAGAUAUUGCUGCGGACUCGAUUGAGAGAUAUGAUUCUGAAGGCUUGCCAGAUGGCAGUGAGUUGAUUGAAAUUGCUGGAACCUGCAAGAUGGAAGUUGAGAAUGCAAAACUGAAAGCUGAGCUUGCUAGUAGAAUAGCUUUAAUGUGUUCGCCCUGUCCCGAGGUAGAGUAUGAGUCAUUAGACGAUGAACAGGUGAAUAAUAUACUAAAGAAUUCUAGAGAGAAGACAGAAGAAGCCAUGCAUUUGAAAGAUGAAUAUAUUAAACAUAUUCAAUCCAUGCUUAAGAUGAAGCAGAUGCAAUGUAUGUCAUAUGAGAAACGAAUUCAAGAAUUGGAACAGAAAUUGUCUGAUCAGUAUAUGCUGGGGCAGAAACUGUCCAAUGUAAAUGAUGUAGCUGACUUUCCCCUUGUGGAUGGGAAGACAAUGAAGUCAGAAUCUAUCAGUGGUGAAGCCCACAUGCCUUGCGUAUCUACUUCUGAGCCCAUGGAUGAGGUUUCAUGCAUCUCAAGUUCCUUGGAUGCAAAACUUGGUUUGUUCACAGAACAUACUGGUAAAGUGUUAUAUGGGGCAGACGAAAACAUGAUGGAUUCCUCUGGAGUUCAAAACCCACAGUUGGACUCAUCUAUGAUGGAGCCUCAUCGUGAAGAAGCACAAAUUGCUGAUAAAGAUAAAAAGGACAAGAUGAUUGGACAAUUAGGCAUGUCAUUAACAAACAGUUCUACUGGUGAGAACAUGCCUGUGUCACAUGAUGUUGUACCUUGUGACUCCACAGUUUCUGAAGACUUGGAAUCCAAAGUACAUGAUGAUAAGGUGUUGGAACUACGAAGUGCACUUGUAGAUAAGUCAAAUCAAUUGAAUGAAACUGAAACCAAGCUUAAAAAUGUCAUGGAGGAGGUUGUUGUGCUCAAAAGGGAGCUGGAAGCAAGUAAAAAACUACUUGAUGAAUCUCAGAUGAAUUGUGCUCACUUGGAAAAUUGUUUGCAUGAAGCAAGAGAGGAAGCUCAGACACAAAAAAGUUCUGCUGACAGGAGAGCCUCAGAGUAUAGUUCACUACGAGCAUCUGUUAUUAAAACACGGAGCUUUUUUGAAAGACUCAAGACCUGUGUUUAUUCUCCUGGUGGUGUGACUGGUUUCGCAGAUUCCCUCCGAAUAUUGGCGCAGUCUUUAGCCAAUUCUGCUAAUGACAGAGAUGAUGAUGAUAUUACUGAGUUCCGAAAAUGUAUUCGAGUUCUGGCCGAUAAAGUUGGUUUCUUAUCUAGGCACCGGGAAGAGCUGCAUGAGAAGUACUCAAGAAUGGAAGCUGCUAAUGAACAGCUUCGGAAAGAAUUGGAGGAGAAAACAGACCAGGUCAAAACUUAUUACAAUAAGCACCAACUUGAGAAGCAGGCAAAUAAAGAGAAGAUUUGUUUUGGUUGCCUGGAAGUUCAUGAGAUAGCUGCCUUUGUGCUCACUUCAGCUGGGUAUUAUGAGGCAAUUACCAGGAACUGCUCUAACUAUUACUUAUCUGAUGAAUCUGUAGCUCUGUUUGCAGAACAUCUUCCAACAAGACCUAACUACAUUGUUGGACAAAUUGUUCAUAUUGAACGCCAGAUUGUGAAGGCGGCACCGCCUCGGCCUGAGCAUGGUAGGGCUGAUAAACUUACCCCUGACAAGGGGACUGACUGGUUGACCUUGAAUUCAGGAUCAACUCCAAACCCAUACGGUCUCCCUGUUGGCUGUGAAUAUUUUCUAGUGACAGUAGCCAUGUUACCUGAUACCACCAUUCAUUCAUCCUCUCCUUCCUGA
This is a messenger RNA of Sphenostylis stenocarpa, 3459 nucleotides long. The record is from the annotation of a GenBank genome assembly. Lineage: Eukaryota; Viridiplantae; Streptophyta; Magnoliopsida; Fabales; Fabaceae.